GCAGCUGAUAGAGCAAUGUAAACAAAUCUUUGCGCCAAACCAUCGCCGACUGUUUUGGCCAGAAUCAACAGGAAUCAACAAUAUUUUAUCCUGUUAUGAAUAUGGAGUCCUUCAUCCGCGGAUCCUGCGAAUCCAUGUGUCCCAAACCGGAAAUUGAACUUCGAACCCGCGAAAAACUGGUCCACUUUUACGAGCUAAAACCAACAGCCAGUGGCCACAGCCGAUCGUCACCGGACCCGGAGCGGAUGGUCAAGGAGUUUGCGCGUUCGGCCGCCGGCAUGCGACAACCGCGGCACUGGGAACUACGCACCGUGCGGACGCUGAAGCGAACCGUGCGCUUCCUGCUGACGGAAAUUAUUCAGGACGAGCGCCGUCCUUACAGCUUCCGGUACGAGUUUGUUUUUGAUCGGUUGCGCGCAAUUCGGCAGGAGCUGGUCAUGCAGAACCUGGGUCCGGAGGAGACGCUGGACAUUUUGGAACCUUCGGUGCGCUUCCUAGCGUACAGUGCGUACAGGUUGUGCGAGUGCCACAUCAGCGAGUUCGACCCCAAGAUCUGCACGACGCACGUGCAGGAAUGUUUGAAGAAGAUACUGCGAUGUUACGACGAUCUGGACGUGCUGGCGAAGCGUUACGAGCGGUCGCGCAGAGUCGCGAUGGAAGGAUUGUACUUGAUGUUCAACUUGGGCAGUAUGGAGGCGGUACUUCGUGGAGUCAACCUGCCUAAAGAAUAUCGGGAAAACCUCAGCUUACAACUCUCAACCAGCAUCGAGUACCUUCGGGGGAACUUCUACCGCGUGCUCCGCAACAUCGAGCGACUCCCCGCGCUGGAAGCCGCCGUCGCUACGCUCAAACUCCCAGACAUUCGACGCCAACUGCUGCUCCACUUCUCGGCGGCUUACGCGAGCAAAGUGUUGACCGUUCCACUCGAGUGGGUCGGUCACGUUCUGCACUACCCGGAACGCGACCAUCCGGCACUGCUCGAGGACUGCCAGUACUACAACCUGCAACUGAUAGGGGCCGACGACAGGCCGAAAAACCAAUCUACCGUGAAGUCUUCCUCGACGAAAGACAACUGGUGGGACGAGGAGGAUAGUUUCGAAGAACGCGGCGGAGACAUUCUCGGCGGAAUGACGGUGAAAUUCGAGAGGACUCGGUUCGAUUCCAGUAAGCCGACGAAACAGCCACGCAGGACGGAGUGCGCGGACCGGAAGCUGGGUCAAGUGGCGUCGCUGGCGGAGGUGCUGUUGUAGUGUGCGGAGAAAUCGUUUUAAACUUGAUCAAAAUGUUAAAAAUGUUACGAACGAUCUCAGUGAUGUGUUAUAACGAUUAUUUUUAUAACAUGGUUUUUCAAUUGUAAAA
This is a messenger RNA of Culex quinquefasciatus (southern house mosquito), 1359 nucleotides long. Its product is annotated as SAC3 domain-containing protein 1. The coding region runs from base 96 to 1250 and encodes 384 amino acids. The transcript is spliced from 4 exons. NCBI's taxonomy places the organism in Eukaryota, Metazoa, Arthropoda, Insecta, Diptera, Culicidae. Gene Ontology annotation, biological process: centrosome duplication; spindle assembly. Gene Ontology annotation, cellular component: centrosome; spindle; nucleus. The record is from RefSeq and is a predicted model, not a curated record.